This is a messenger RNA of Dama dama (fallow deer), 1413 nucleotides long. RefSeq names its product zinc finger and SCAN domain-containing protein 21-like. Gene Ontology annotation, biological process: regulation of transcription by RNA polymerase II. The record is from RefSeq and is a predicted model, not a curated record. Gene Ontology annotation, molecular function: DNA-binding transcription factor activity, RNA polymerase II-specific; RNA polymerase II cis-regulatory region sequence-specific DNA binding. NCBI's taxonomy places the organism in Eukaryota, Metazoa, Chordata, Mammalia, Artiodactyla, Cervidae.
AUGAAGGUGCUGGGCAUGGCCACAGUUCUGGGCCCCAGGCCUCCACAGGAGCAGGGGCCUGUGAUUGUGAAGAUUAAGGAGGAGGAAGAGAAAGGGAAGCGUCUUCCCAUGGAGAUAUUCAGCCAGCGCUUCAGGCAGUUUGGGCACCACGACACCCCUGGCCCCCGGGAGGCGCUCAGCCAACUCCGGGUGCUCUGCUGCGAGUGGCUGCGGCCCGAGAUCCACACCAAGGAGCAGAUCCUGGAGCUGCUGGUGCUCGAGCAGUUCCUAACCAUCCUGCCCCCGGAGCUCCAGGCCUGGGUGCAGGAGCACGGCCCUGAGAGCGCGGAAGAGGCCGUCACUCUCCUGGAGGAUCUGGAGCGGGAGCUGGAUGAGCCGGCGCCACAGGCUUCCCCACCUCCCCGCGAGCAGAAAUGGUCGUGGGAGAAGAUGUCACCCUCAGGAACGGCAGAGGAGUCCCUGAGCAGCCCGCAGCUAGAGUCUGUGGAGACCAGUCACAGAUACGAGUCUUGGGGGCCCUACAUCCAAGAGACUGGUGAAGAGGAGAAAUUCACUCCACCACUGAGGAAGGUUCGAGAUGUUAAGUCGAAGACCCAGAAUGAGGAAUCAACAGAUAAGGAGGGAAGUUCUGAAGAAUCUCAUGCAGAAGGAUUCAGAGGGGAUACACUUCCCAUGAGUAUUGCCGAUAAAUGUGAGGCCAGGUUAGAAAGGCAGUGGGUAAAUCCAGAAAAGGAGAGAGAAACAAAAACCCCUCUCCAAGACAAAGGUUCUGCCAAAUGUAGAGAAGUAGUGACUAAACCUGCCCCAGAAGAGAGACGUUACAUAUUCGCUGAGUGUGGGAAGGCCUUCAGUAAUAGCUCCAACCUCACUAAACACCGGAGAACACACACUGGGGAGAAACCGUAUGUGUGCACCAAAUGAGGGAAGGCUUUUAGCCACAGCUCCAACCUGACCCUUCACUACAGAACACACCUGGUGGACCGGCCCUGUGACUGUAAGUGUGGGAAAGCCUUCAGUCAGAGCUCAGACCUCCUUAAGCACCAGCGAAUGCACACUGAAGAGGCCCCUUACCAGUGUAAAGAUUGCGGCAAAGCCUUCAGUGGCAAAGGCAGCCACAUUCGCCACUACCGAAUACAUACCGGGGAGAAGCCGUAUCAGUGUAACGAGUGUGGGAAGAGCUUUAGUCAGCACGCGGGUCUUAGUUCUCACCAGAGACUCCAUACUGGAGAGAAGCCGUAUAAGUGCAAGGAGUGUGGGAAAGCCUUCAACCACAGCUCCAAUUUUAAUAAGCACCAUAGAAUCCAUACUGGGGAAAAGCCCUAUUGGUGUAGUGAUUGUGGGAAAACAUUCCGUAGUAAGUCCAGUCUUUCCAAACAUCAGAAAGUCCACACUGCAGAGGGAGAAGGAUCUUAA